Molecule: messenger RNA, 1422 nt
Organism: Cygnus atratus (black swan)
Lineage: Eukaryota; Metazoa; Chordata; Aves; Anseriformes; Anatidae
Gene: CDC34
Product: cell division cycle 34, ubiqiutin conjugating enzyme
Exons: 5
Coding region: 78-785 (235 amino acids)
Biological process (GO): protein polyubiquitination; ubiquitin-dependent protein catabolic process
Molecular function (GO): ubiquitin conjugating enzyme activity
Source: RefSeq, a predicted model, not a curated record
CGGCCCCCGGUCCCGUCCGCCCGGCGCCCGCCGCCCCCCCUCCCCCCCGGCCUCUCCGCGGCCGGCCCGGGCCCGGCAUGGCGCGGCCGCCCGUGCCCAGCUCGCAGAAGGCGCUGCUGCUGGAGCUCAAGGGGCUGCAGGAGGAGCCCGUGGAGGGGUUCCGCGUGGCGCUGGUGGACGAGGGGGACCUGUACACCUGGGAGGUGGCCAUCUUCGGGCCCCCCGGCACCGACUACGAGGGCGGCUACUUCAAGGCUCGUCUCCGGUUUCCCAUCGACUACCCCUAUUCUCCCCCUGCGUUCAGGUUCUUAACCAAAAUGUGGCACCCCAACAUCUAUGAGACCGGUGACGUCUGCAUCUCCAUCCUGCACCCGCCCGUGGACGACCCGCAGAGCGGGGAGCUGCCGUCGGAGCGCUGGAACCCGACGCAGAACGUGCGGACCAUUCUUCUGAGCGUGAUCUCGCUGCUGAACGAGCCCAACACCUUUUCUCCUGCCAACGUGGACGCCUCUGUGAUGUACCGCAAGUGGAAGGAGAGCAAAGGGAAGGACCGGGAGUACACGGACAUCAUCAGGAAGCAAGUCUUGGGAACAAAGGUGGACGCUGAGCGGGAUGGUGUGAAGGUCCCCACCACGCUGGCAGAGUAUUGUGUGAAGACCAAGACUCCGGCCCCAGAUGAGGGCUCAGACCUGUUCUAUGACGACUAUUACGAGGACGAUGAGAUGGAGGAGGAAGCAGACAGCUGCUACGGUGACGAUGAUGACUCUGGCAAUGAGGAAUCUUGAUGGCCCCCUGGCGUUGCAAAGCGUACUAUAAACUACUGAAUUUUACCUCAGCUAGGACAAACUGGUUUGAAUUUAGGAUCUGUCAGCCCUGAAAUUAACUCUCUACAUCUCAGGGGGACUAUUCUGCUGUUGUAAAGGAAACCCCACCGCUGUCUUUGUAGAAGAAGCAAAAAAAAAUAAUCCCUGUUUUAAAAACUUCCUGGGUGGGGACGGGGAAGUCUCUCUGGGGCAUUCACGAGCCCACAGAGGCUGGGGAGCUGGCGGCUCUGCCUGGGUGGAGGGUCGGGGACGGCUGCUGUUGGCUGCCCGCUGUCCGGGCACGUUCAGCUCCUCUUGAGGCGCGGUUUGGGGAGGCUGUGGAGCUGGUGAGCGGUCGCUUUGGGUGGGAGCAGGGGCGCUUUUGUGCAGCUUUCCGCAGCCUCCAAGCAGGAACGGGAAUGCGGAGGGGGCGCAGCUCCCCCUUCCCUGCGGUGAGGCCCUCCCGUGUGGGACCCCGCUGCCGCCCCUUCCUGCGGAGCGGGGGCGUGGGGCAGGACGUGGCUGUUCGCAGCUUUUAACGAGCUGGGAGGGGGGGGGUAGUUCUGAGUCUUUCUGCUUCUGUUUUUUUAGAAACUAUUUAAUAAAGUGCUUUAAGGGA